Polyodon spathula (Mississippi paddlefish) is the source of this 2514-nucleotide messenger RNA. Its product is annotated as proepiregulin-like. Gene Ontology annotation, biological process: positive regulation of mitotic nuclear division; epidermal growth factor receptor signaling pathway; positive regulation of cell population proliferation. Bases 137 to 589 code for a protein of 150 amino acids. Lineage: Eukaryota; Metazoa; Chordata; Actinopteri; Acipenseriformes; Polyodontidae. The record is from RefSeq and is a predicted model, not a curated record. The transcript has 5 exons.
AGGUCUAGAGCUGAACACACAUUCCUUUGUCUGCCCACAGGCUCAGUCACCUCAACGGAAGAACAGUCUGCAGGAGAAUUACGCUAACAAGAAGUGAACUCUACAGGUUGAAUUGAGAUAAUUCUGAGAUUAAGAGAUGGCUGACUACAGAGCUUUUCUGUCAUUAAUAGGUCUUCACCUGCUGCAAAGUGUUUGCAGUACAACUCCCUUUCCAUCAUGUGGCCCAGGACAAUUGGAAUGUACAACAGCAGUCACAGCUACUUCAAUUGAGACACCUCGUGUGGAAAGAGUACAAACAGAAAAAUGUGCAGCAGAACUGGAUGCAUUUUGCUUUCAUGGAGAGUGCAUGUUUCUUGUGGACUUAAAUGUACAUUCUUGCAGGUGUGAUGCCGGCUUUACUGGCGAAAGAUGCGCUCAUUCAGAACUUGUCUUCCAGCCAAUGAGUAAAGGAUAUAUUCUUUUAGCUGUCAUGUGUACAGUUUUAUUUUUGACAGCUCUGGCAAUUACAUUUUACUUCUUCUACAAAUGGUUUAAAAAGAAUAAAUGCACCUCAACAGAGAAAAAGUACCAGGAAAUUCAACUUGCAUGAAGUAUUGUAUUUAUAUCUAACAUGAAAUGGAAACACAACUGGUUUUGCAUGCAUCACUCCUGAAAAGAGUCUCUGAUUCUUAAUACUCAACAAAUCCCAUCUGAAAUUCUGGAACGUUAAACAUACACUGAUUCUACAAUAAGUGUCGAGAUUUUUUUUUUUUUAAGUGUUAUUAAAACAAACUGAAAAAAAAAAUUAACAACAAACUCAAAGUAGUUUAGUUAAAUAUGAAUGGAUCUCUAUUUCUCCAAACAAAAUGAAAAUUACCUGAAAAGUUACUUCAUGACUGUAUAAAGAAGUUUUGCUGCUGCUUCUUUGUGCAACCCUUUUUUUUUUAUUUUUUUAAUUUACUCAAAUUUAUGAGGAAAACAAGUACUUAUCUCAUAAAGGCUUAAAACAUGGGUUCGAUAAUUGUUGAACUUUUGGUACUACAUGACUGGUGUUUAUUGUUAGUUUUACUGCUGUCAUAAGGGUACGUAUGGAAGAGUUCCCAUUCCACUUACAUAACCUAAUAUAGGUAUCACAUGUGUAUUUAUUACCUUUUAUUUCACUACAGGUUAGACUCCAAUGUAAAUAUCAAUUACACUCCCGCAAUAAAGACAUGUACUGUGUUAUUAUGUUGUACCUCAGUUAACCCUAAAUCUAAAUAUAGUAGGAGAGCGAGAAGAUAUCUGUUUGGCUGUGUAAUGCAUGACACUGUAAUUUUAUAAGACACAUUUAGAUCACAGGUUUGCUACAGCAGAGACUCAUGUUUUUAAGCCAUUGUUACAUUUUAUUUUUUAUUUGUUUUUUUAAAAUGUGUCCUUCUGAAUUUAGUGCUCAAGGCGAGGGUCGACAAAUGGCCACAUAAGAGUCAUCUCUGUAAGAACACCUCAAUCCUAACCUAAAUACCCUCAGCCAUUCAGUCUGUGGUGAAUCAGACUGCUUCAUGAUUUGUUCAGUUAUGCUGCCAAAUAAGCCACACGGUCCUGAAUUAUAUCAAAGUUUAUGGGGCCCCCAUGCCUAUACAUGUCAUUUACACUGGAUUUGGCACCCCAAUAAUUUUAUCCAGGUCAGGGUGAUGUUUACUGACAAGUUGCAUUAUUUGAGGUAAAAAAUAGACUAAACAGCAGAUAGAUUUGACUCCCUAAGCUCAUUCUAUCAGUGUAUCCCUGCUCUGGGGAGUCAGUUACCAUAUUUUAAAUCUGUAUUAUAUAGCUAUAUUUAUAGCCUGUUUAAAAUUUAACAUAUAUAACACAAAUUCAAAAUUGGAUGUAUAGAAAGUAUUGUAUAUUUUCAAAACAUGAGUCUCACAGUAUUACAAUAUAUUAUUUACAGCAAAUCAGAACUAAAAUACCUGUAAUGCAAUUUUAUUUACCAAAUAAUAAUAAUAAUAAUAAUAAUAAUAAUAAUAAUAAUAAUAAUAUAAUAUAUUAAUUAAUUAAUUAGUUAUUAUUAUUAUUGCAUUGUUGUUAUGUUUAAGUGAUAUCUACCCACUAUGUGGAUUGUCCCAAUUAUUAAUAAGUUAUUUAAGUUUUAAUUGUUAUAUUGCUUAUGGAAACCUAGUAUAAAAAGAUCCUGAAGCUGUUGUUUUUGUUGCUUUUUAUUAUGUCAAAUAUGUUUCUCUUCCUUCUGUAUUUAAUAUAAAAUUGCAUUUUAUCUGUAUCUUUAUAUAAAACGCAUGUUUUUGUAUUGUUAUUUGUUAUCCAUUGGAAUGCAUCAGCUUUGUGAAGGUCUUACACAUUCUGUAGUAAGGGGAAUUAUUGUCUGCUUACUUUAGGCCAAGCUAAGGUUGUAUACAGUACUUCAGUGGCACAUGGCCACUGCAAAAUAAUAGUAGGAUAGAUGUUUUUAUUUAUUUCUUCACCUAUAUAACCUAGAAGUUUUAAUGGUAUAUAGUGCAUUCUUAAUGCUUAUGUGAAAAAUAAAAUGUAUUUUACUAUAAA